Molecule: messenger RNA, 3591 nt
Organism: Paracoccidioides brasiliensis Pb18
Product: tRNase Z
Exons: 3
Coding region: 1-3591 (1196 amino acids)
Biological process (GO): mitochondrial tRNA 3'-end processing
Cellular component (GO): mitochondrion
Molecular function (GO): 3'-tRNA processing endoribonuclease activity
Source: RefSeq, a predicted model, not a curated record
AUGGCGAUGUUGGAUAAAUACUCCGUUACAGCUGGCAAAUUGGCGUCCCUCCGCGCUGCCCGAACGCUUCUGACGAAUGCAAUUCGCAGAUCGUCCCUGAAUCCAGUGUCUCCACAUCACACCCUCCACCCUUUGAAGUCGCCGUCGCCUUUCUUCAUUCUCUUAAGACCCAGCCAAUGCAAUACCUUAUCCGGGUUUCGCACAACACCCAACCAGCUUCCUUUCAGGACGAGUCACUUUAAAAGAGACGUAGACCUCGAUCAACCUUUGUUCCUUGCCCCGGCGCUUGAUGCAAAGAUAUCUGGCGGCAUCCAUAGAAAGAGAUAUUUGUUUCUCAAUCUCGAGAACGUGUCCCGCUAUCCCUACGACUCGUACGAACUGUCGCCCGUUGGAUGUCACCCGAUGAAGUUCUACUUCGAGUUCAUCACGACCCCGACCGCGGACACGCCUGGCACCACCAUCCUCCUCCACUUCGAUGACAAGAGGUAUUUGUUUGGGCAUGUCCCCGAGGGUUUGCAGCGGGCGUGUUCGCAUCGGGGUGUGAAACUUACACAUGUUACGGAUAUUUUCAUGUCUGGGAAGACCUCGUGGACCAAUAAUGGAGGGUUGCUAGGCGUCAUCCUGACUGUUGCGGAAUCGACAAGUACCUCUGCAUGGUCGCAGGCGGAAGUCCACAAGACAAGAGUGGAUAGGCUGGAGAAAUUGGCCGAGGAAGCUGAGGAUCCCGUUCAGGCCCAGUGGUAUAGAGAGCGGCUUGAGCUGAAUCUGAAGAAGAACAAAAGACUCGCACAGGAUUUUGAGAAGGGCAAAUUGGCUAUACAUGGAGGGCCUAAUUUGACACAUGCUGUGGCUACGGCGAGGAAAUUCAUUUUUAGAACUGGUAUGCCAGUGUUUAUUCAUGAGUUUAAUGAAUUUAUGGGACUUGCGGAAAAUGGAGAGGUCGAGACGAAGAAAGCUGUAGCAGACCCGACGUGGUCUGACUCACAUCUCAAAAUAUGGGCAUUGUCGAUAUCACCGUCAUCGCUUCCCGAGUCUCCUUCUAGCUCUGCGGGAAGUACGAAAAGUGGCCGCAAGCGAAAUUUGAAUGAGUUCCAGGGGGGUGCGGCUGGUGCAGAAGACACUUCAGAGAGUGAGGAUGGUAUCCUUUCACGCGCUCAGGACCAAAUAACCCGCCAGGCUGUUGUGUCAGAUAUGUUCAACUCGGACUGGCGUCUGGACUCUCUUGUCGAAAUGCCGCUAAGUGAAGUUCGCAUGCCUGCUAGAAUCUUUGUGCGCAACUCAGAAAAUCAUAAGAUUGAAUCUUACACUGGACCUAAGCCUGGUGGGACAGAGGAGCUCCCUGACUUAAACGUCCUGGUUCGCAGACCGUGGCCUGGUGCCAUGAUCCAAUCCCUACCCCCAACAACUCCAUCAGAUAUCUCGAUUUCAUACAUUAUUCAGCAUCAUGAUGUCCGAGGGAAGUUUAAUGCGGAGAAAGCGAUAGCAUUGGGGGUGCCACGGGGUCCUAAGUUUAGCAAAUUGACUAUGGGACACAGUGUGGAGUCUACGGAUGGCAAGACAAUCACUCCCGAGAUGGUUCUUGGUGAACCUCAACCAGGUGGAGGAAUUGCUCUUAUGGAUCUACCCACGGCCGACUAUGUUGAAAAUCUUCUCAACAGGCCUGAGUGGACGACACCUGAGAUUAUGAGAGGGUUUACAACGUUUAUAUGGGUCCUUGGACCCGGCGUUGGUGGGCAUCCGCUAAUUCAAAAGUUCGUGUCUAAAAUGUCACAGUACAAGCAUAUCGUCUCUUCUCCGGAUUUCUGUCCGAACUACCUCGCUUUCCCCUAUAGUUCCAUGGAGACUAGCCAAUUCUCAGUCCUCGAUAGUGCUCGCUACAGCGUUCCACACCAUGAUAAUGUUGUCCUUCCGCAGAAGACGUUUCUUACAUCCUCAGCGGUGCCAACUCCUGCAGCUGAUGCUCUGAAAUCGGCAUUCGAGCCUGCAGUACCUGGCUUACAGCUCGAAUUGCAACCUAAAUUUGUCAUCAAGAGGGAUAAUGUUCAGAAACCCCUUAACGCGGAUGUCAUCAAGAAUGACAUCCCUCCCCGGGUCAUCGAGACAGCACACCAGGCAGAACAUGAAAUUGAGGGUCAUGAAUUCCAACAAAUUUUAGCAGAUGUUCGACGGAACCUACCAGGUCAAGAUGCGGAGAUUAUUACUUUAGGAACAGGUUCUUCAGUGCCGUCGAAGUAUCGAAGUGUUUCUGGGACGUUGCUUACGGUUCCUAGUGUUGGAAACUAUUUGUUUGAUUGUGGUGAAAACACGCUUGGCCAGCUGCAGCGCGUCUUCUCGCCCCAGGAGUUAAGAAAGGUUUUGCAAGAUUUGAAAGUGAUAUGGAUUAGCCACUUACACGCCGACCACCAUUUGGGAACCGUGUCAGUUAUUCGCGCCUGGUACAAGGUCGUCUAUGGUACUUUGUCAUCAGCAUCCUCACCCUCACCAGAGCAGGAUCUCACAAAAAUCUUAAGCGAGAAGAGACUGUUCGUCGUCUCCCACGCGAAAAUGAUCGAAUGGCUCGCCGAGUAUGCUGGUGUCGAGAACUUUGGCUUUGACAAAAUUACUCCCCUUGAAGUAGAUUCCUCUGCCGCAGAUAGCUUUAGAUUUAGCCACCUCGACCAAAACAGCCGACCUAUACUCAACGAACGCGGGAAUCCCAUGAAAACUCUCCUCUCAUUUAAUCCGGACCAGUCUCCGUUAGCCGCUCAACUCCAAGCUGCCACAGGGCUCAGUACCCUCCUCACUACCCCAGUCAUGCAUUGCAACGGUUCCAAAGCAACCUCAUUCGUUUUCCCAUCCGGCCUCAAAGUCUCCUACUCAGGUGACUGCCGCCCAUCCCGGAACUUUGCCAAAAUUGGCAAGGACUCCACCGUGCUGAUCCAUGAGGCAACUUUCGAAGAUGACAUGUAUCAAGACGCCCGCGCUAAACGGCACAGCACCAGCGGCGAGGCGCUACAGAUUGCCAAACUUAUGCGUGCCAAAAAUAUUGUUCUCACCCAUUUCAGUCAACGGUAUACUCACAAACCAACCAUUCCCCGCCUGCAGAUCUGGGCCUCCAGUUCCGGCUCCCGCUCCGCCUCUCGCUCCCCCCGAUCUUGCUCCAAUUCUCCAAACCGCCCCACGUCUCCUGGAGCAGCCAUGAAGAGGAACUCGUCGCGAGGCUAUAACACGCCCGACGUCCCCAUUUCUAGAAACGAACAUGAUAAUGACGAUUAUGAAUCCGAGACAUCAAGAUAUGUACCUGUUCUCAACCGGUAUUAUAAAUAUAAGGAGGCGGCUGAGCUGAGCAAUGAGGGUGUGAACCAGAAGCGUUCGUCAUCAGGCACAGGUGCAGGCGGAAAGGAAAAACGAAAUGACCAAGGGAAGAGGGAUAUGAAGAGCAAAAAGGAUUGGAGAGGUGGGAAGGGAGGAAAGAGAGAUGAUCAGCGUGGGCGUCUGCGUGAUUCUGGCCCUGGUCCAAAUCCUGGUUCCGGGUCCGGUUAUGCUUCUAGUUUUGGUUAUUUUGGAGGGCAUGCAGGUGGCCAGAAAGCCGCGGGGGGCAUGGGAGGCUAG